Molecule: messenger RNA, 1588 nt
Organism: Maylandia zebra (zebra mbuna)
Lineage: Eukaryota; Metazoa; Chordata; Actinopteri; Cichliformes; Cichlidae
Source: RefSeq, a predicted model, not a curated record
CAGGUUACAAGGAGAAGUUUCAACGAAACUUAGCACAAAAGUACAUUAUACUCUGAUUUUUGUGCAAUAGAACAAUUUCUGUAACAUCUCUGGUGCAUCUCUGCCUCCUUGGUUCUUUCCAUUAUGGAUUUAUUGUGUCUGGGUUUUUUUACACUGGUUUUGCUGGCACAGACUCCAAGAAUCACUACUGCUGAUCCAGGCAAUACAACUGAGACUGCCACCCUGGACAACACAACUACAGCUGCCACCCUGGACAACAUAACUAAAGCUGCUACCCUGGACAGCACAACUACAGCUGCCACCCUGGACAACACAACUACAGCUGCCACCCUGGACAACAUAACUACAGCUGCCACCCUGGACAACACAACUACAGCUGCCACCCUGGACAACAUAACUACAGCUGCCACCCUGGACAACAUAACUACAGCUGCUACCCUGGACAGCACAACUACAGCUGCCACCCUGGACAGCACAACUACAGCUGCCACCAUGGACAACAUAACUACAGCUGCUACCCUGGACAACACAACUACAGCUGCCACCCUGGACAGCACAACUACAGCUGCCACCCUGGACAACAUAACUAAAGCUGCUACCCUGGACAACACAACUACAGCUGCUACCCUGGACAACACAACUACAGCUGCCACCAUGGACAACAUAACUACAGCUGCCACCCUGGACAGCACAACUACAGCUGCCACCCUGGACAACAUAACUACAGCUGCUACCCUGGACAACACAACUACAGCUGCCACCCUGGACAACAUAACUAAAGCUGCUACCCUGGACAGCACAACUACAGCUGCCACCCUGGACAACACAACUACAGCUGCCACCCUGGACAACAUAACUACAGCUGCUACCCUGGACAACACAACUACAGCUGCCACCCUGGACAACACAACUACAGCUGCCACCCUGGACAACACAACUACAGCUGCCACCCUGGACAACAUAACUACAGCUGCCACCCUGGACAACAUAACUACAGCUGCCACCCUGGACAACACAACUACAGCUACCACGCAGGCUGCCACCACCACUACUGCUACAACUACCAAACAGGCUGCCACCACCACCACUACAGCUACCACACAGGCUGCCACCACCACUACUUCUACAACUACCAAACAGGCUGCCACCACCACCACCACUACAGCUACCACACUUCCUAUACAGGCUGCCACUGCCAAUACCACUGGCACUCCAAACACCAACAGUACAGCUACUAUCCCAGCCAACGCCACUACAGCUGCCACACAGGACAACAUUACAACUCUAACCCAAAGCAUCACAACAACAGUGACUACCACCACUGCAAAUGGAGGAUCGGAGGUGAAAGCUUCUGUGCUUUGUCUUGUUUUUCCACUCUUGCUCUACAUGCCUUGUGUUUAAUUGUCUGUGAAGCUUGCAUACAUUAAUUGUAGAUGCACUCUAAUCACGGAAACAAAGGACAACAUCUAAGGUAAAUCCUGACCCCUUUUUGUUUUGUACACAAAAUAUAUGUAGACUUAUCCUAAUCUUAUGUGCUCUGCAUUGUAUUUCUUAAAUAUACAGGGGAACAGAACCAUGCAGUAGAAUA